AUGGCAAGCACAUCAACAACACCCCGGACUCCGGUUCGGAUUGACCCUUCCGCUGUCGCCGCAGAGACAAAGGAUCAACGCAGAGCGUCAUCUUUAAGCUUCCUUCGUCGCUCCAAAUCAAUUGAACUCUUGGGUGAGAGGAGACCAUCUGCAAGCAAAAGUGGCAAGAAUAUACCGACGGAAGCGGGAUCUCACCAUCAACGCGCAUCAAUGCUAUACCACCAACCUCCCCGUCUUCCAAGCUUGUCUCCGGCUCCAGUCCUGGACACUUUUGGUGGCGAGUCACCACGAGAAACCACUGCAGCGCCUUCCACCCAGUCUCCCGUGCCCCGUCCGCAGAGUGUGUCCCGCAGUACGAUGAGUACGCCAGUGAAGCCAGAGAGCAGCGAUCCAUACGCGCGCGCGGAAAGCAUGGCAAACCGUGGACGUUAUAGCUAUGUAAGCAGCGCUGCUAGUUCCGUCAACAACCCGCGUCGUCUACGUCGUCGCAAAGAUCCUACUCCAUACAAUGUUCUUGUUGUUGGCGCAAGUAACUCGGGCAAGACAUCGUUCCUCAAGUUUCUCAGAAAGUCUCUGGAGCUGCCCAGCAAGCAUUCAAAUCGUCAACCGAGUGGCCUGGAAGAUCAAGAGGGUCUGUCUACAACAGGCGAAGGCUACACUUCCUCCUAUCUUGAGACUGAAAUCGACGGUGAGCGGGUAGGCCUUACUUUCUGGGACUCACCGGGCUUGGAGAAGAACAUUGUCGAUAUCCAACUACGUGGUGUAACAGGCUUCUUGGAGAGCAAGUUCGAGGAAACCUUGAGGGAGGAAACGAAGGUCAUUCGCUCUCCCAACGCCCGAGACACGCACAUACACUGCACUUUCCUGAUUUUCGAUCCCGUACGCUUGGAUCAGAACAUCGCGGCCGCUGAAAGAGCAGCGCAAGGGACUCCAAGAUCAACCGACUCAACCAUAAUUGGCAUCCUAGAUGAAAGACUGGAUGUGCAAGUCCUACGAACCAUGGUGGGAAAGACCACUGUCGUCCCAGUAAUCAGCAAAGCCGACACAAUCACUGCCGGGCAAAUGGCAUACUUGAGGAAAGCAGUCUGGGAAAGUCUCAAAAAGGUCAACAUAGAUCCCUUGGAAAUAUUGACUCUGGAAGAUCAGGAAGAAUAUACUUCUUCAGAAAGCGGUGACGAGGAAGAGUCUGGCGAUGAUGAGGGGAUCUCUAGAUCUUCCGCCCCAUCCGAACCCAGCCAGAACGCUCCCGAGCCCCAAACCGUGCCUCAGCUACUUCCGUUCACCACUUUGUCUCCCGAUCAAUACUCGCUGAAGUCUGGGGAUGAGCCCAUUGGCCGCAAAUUCGCGUGGGGUUUUGCCGACCCAUACAAUCCAGAGCACUGCGAUUUCCUCAAAUUGAAGGAGGCUGUCUUCAAUGACUGGCGGAUCGAGCUUCGGGAAGCGAGUCGUGUGGUCUGGUAUGAGAGAUGGAGAACCAGCCGCCUCAACCGUCAUGUCGCCACGUCUCCUGCUCCUUCCAAAGACCUUGCCCAGAAGAAGGUAUACGGCGGGAAGACUGGGCCUGAUCUCCGUCGAUUUGACCUCGCUUCCUCAUCCAUGUCACUCCAGGUGGGCGACCCACGGUCGCGAGGCCGUUCCAAGUCCCCAGGCGGCCGUAUCCGCGAUCGUUCCAAAUCUCGCGACAGUCGGCAGCCUCCAACCCUUGACCGCACUUAUUUGUCUUCCGCUCCGGCGGACGGGAAGUUGAGGACCAGAUCCAGGAGCAGAGGUGCUGCGCCAGGUGACUUUAUCCGGUCUAAUUAUCGUUAUGGCCCCUCUGAUAGCCGGGAUCCUUACUUAGGAAUCGAGCACGGUCGAGACUACUACUACCAAUCUGAUUCGGGCGAAAGCAAAGGUGCAAAGCGCGACAGUAGAUACUCUUCUUCCGCUCAUCGCCGCGAUGCGCGCUACGAGAGCUACUCGGAGAACUCGUACUCGGACUCGGAGGAUGAUGCGCUUGCCUACGGUGACUUCCCCGAUGAUGACCUGGAGCGAAGUUAUUACGGCUAUAAGGGUACCGGCCGCGCUGCGUCACCGCGUCAUGGGGGCGCUAUGAUGUCCGGUGCACUCAAUCCGGGUGCACCCCCGGCUGGGGCGUCAUCUCGCUCUGGGGAUGGCAUCAAGGAGCGGGUUCCUGGUAGUCAUCCUAGCUAUGCCAGACCCGACCCUUUCAAAUAUGCUGCGCAAUCUCAGCAUCCUCACGCUCAACCUUCACAUUACGGUGACCCUCUUGCUUCAUCUACCGUACCAUCUACAUGGGCACCGAUACCUGAGUGUGAGCGACCGGGGUUUGUACCUCCAUUGCCUCAGAGGCCUAAUCAAGCAAUGCCUGGUGCAUUCCCAGCCGGCUCUACUCAGCCUGAGAUGCCUGCCGCAACCGCUGCAGCCCCAAUGCCUACAUACAGAUAUGUCGAUCCAAGUUCGACACAGAACCCUUAUGCGCCGCAGAAUGGUCGCCCGCUGUCGGUGUCUGCUGCCAAUACAUACGCAGCUGGAGUGGGCUCUUCAGCCCACCAACGCUCCGCAUCGAGCGAUGCGGCAAUCAAGCCUUCAUAUGCUGCCCCAACCCCGUUUCAGUAUGCACAAGUUGAUCCCAACGUGAAAUACUCGACCAAAAGUGCCGUGCAAAAUGCUACCAAGCCGGUCACGUAUUCCGCGGCGCCUCAAUACUCGAAGAGCGGCGGCGCACAGGCCAAUGACUCGCCUCAUAGUGGAGUCAAAUACACGGCUGCUCCUCAACUUCCUAAAACUCCGACCAGUCGUCAGGAAAGCGGUCCGCAGUACGUGGAAAUUGCACCUGGAAACCGGAAUGCUGGCCGACCUCACAUUGCUGGCCCUGACCCGACUCAACGACCGGCCAGCCCGCUCCAAGAGCCGUACAAAGGGACCUAUCAAAGUAUAUCGCCGAUGCCAUCACCUAUUGUCAUUUCGUCACGGUACGAUGAUGACAUCUCAGACCUAGAGCUAGUGGGCACUAGUUCAGACGAGGGAAAGAGGGAACACAGACGCAAGAAGAGUAAGGACGAGAGGGAGUUGAAACCCGAUCGUGUGAGACGGGAGAGUAGCCGAGUACGGCACGAACGACAUGGGUCCACCGGUCCUGACGCUCUCGUCAUGAUAACCCCCAGCAGCAGUCGAAAACGAGUUACCUUCUACGAUGCAGGUCCUGAUGCUCUAGCCUUGCAACAGGCUCUAUCGCACACGCGACAUGUCGACAAUAAGACCCUGAUUAAAGUGCUGCCACACUUGACAAGCGAUGAAAUCCUGGAUCUGCGCAAGGAGUACAAAAAGCACGUCAAAGUCCACGGAAAGGGAGUGAACCUGGCGAAGCACGUCCGACUGAAUCUGGGCAACAGCGCUUUUGGCAAAGUAUGCUAUGCUACGGCUUUGGGACGUUGGGAGUCCGAGGCCUAUUGGGCAAAUUGCUACUACCAGUCAAGUACAUCUCGGCGUGAACUCCUGAUUGAGUCUCUCUUCGGUCGGACAAAUGGCGAAAUCAGUGAGAUCAAAGAAUGCUUUCGGGAUUCACGGUACUCGGAUAGCCUGGAAAAGUGUCUGAAAGCCGAACUGAAGGCAGAUAAGUUCCGUUUGGCAGUCCUACUUGCUCUCGAAGAGACUCGACAGAACGAACGAGAUCCACUUGAUCCAGAACUUAUUGAGCGAGAUGUGCACGAGUUACAUCGCGCUCUGGUUUCGCGCCAUGGAGGUGAGACGGCGAUGAUCUAUAUCAUCGUCCGGCGAAGCGAUCCUCAUCUUCGAGAAGUGCUACGCGCUUACGAGAAGGUCUACCAGCGCAACUUCGCUCGGGCCAUGAUGGAAAAGUCGCAAAAUCUCGUGGGCGAGACACUUGCACAUAUAUUGAACGGAGCAAUCAAUCGACCCAUGCGUGAUGCUCUCCUUCUGCACCAAGCGCUACGCGAAUCACGCACGGGUAAGGAGCGGUCCGAGCUCCUGAUCUCACGACUGGUCCGGCUUCACUGGGAGCCACGACACUUGGAAAAGGUCAAGAACGAGUUCCGGCAGCGGUACCGCGAGCGGCUGGAAGACGCUAUUGCCGAGGAAGUAUUGACAAGUAGCGGAGGUAGCGAAUGGGGAGAAUUCUGUAUCGAGCUAGCUCGCAGCUCCAAGACUCUUGUUGGCCGCGGUUGA
Molecule: messenger RNA, 4188 nt
Organism: Aspergillus brunneoviolaceus CBS 621.78
Lineage: Eukaryota; Fungi; Ascomycota; Eurotiomycetes; Eurotiales; Aspergillaceae
Gene: anxc4
Product: annexin ANXC4
Exons: 6
Coding region: 1-4188 (1395 amino acids)
Biological process (GO): cytoskeleton-dependent cytokinesis
Cellular component (GO): septin ring; cell division site; septin complex
Molecular function (GO): GTPase activity; calcium ion binding; molecular adaptor activity
Source: RefSeq, a predicted model, not a curated record